AUGCCGCUGACCGCUUCACAAUCCCGCUGUUCGCCGCUGUUUGACGAACACCUAUCACAACGGAAUGAAUGUUGCCAACCGAAAAGUCGCGGAAGUCAAUACGCAAUUGUCACUGGCGAUACAACCGGUAUGGUGAAAUUUUUCGACACAAAUUUUAUGCUACUCUACUGGUAUCAUAAUUUGAACGCCGGACCUAUUGUGUCUGUCACUUUUGCCAGUCGGGGAAUUCUGGACAACACAUCUCUGCUCCUCGAAUCCACUGACUAUCCGCAAUGUGCGACCAUCAAUGCGGAGCGCUUUGUGGUCGAAGAUUUUGUGGUAACCACGGCCUGGGCGAAGAUGAUCAAAGUCACUGUGGAUGGAGACAGUAUCCAAGUAGUAAUUGUCAGAAAUUUGUUACAAGCUGAUGUUAGUCGUCCCCAUUUGGUCAUUUGCAGCCUGACCGGAUUGCUGAAGGUGUACGAUUACGAAACCCGGCAACUAAUUGCCGUUCGAGAUUUCGGAAGCAAUGAUGGCAUUCAGACAUGCAAAUAUGGACCACUUGGAAAAUAUUUGGCUGUCGGAUUUGCCAGCGGUUACGUCCGCAUAGUGGAUGCGAUCACUUUGGAAGACGUCACCGAGGAACCAUUUACCUACGGGCGAGGACCAAUCACGCAUGUAGAUUUCUCACCGAAAGGCGAAUUUUGCGCGUACGCAGACUCCGCCUACACGACCACACUGUUGCGCUCGUCGAACAAAGAUGGCGAACAACCUUGGCUAUAUGUCGGGCGCAUUCGUGUGCACUAUCGACCAAUCACGGAUAUGAUGUUCUGGAUCAGCCGUGGCUGUAAAACGUGUCGACUGUUCACGAUUAGUGAGGAUCGGACGCUGGCGGAAUACGAUCUUUAUAAUGCGAGUUUGCACAAUCUUCCACUGUUAUCGCGGUUCCGUAUUGAACAACUGGCCACUCCGAGAUGCUUUUGUCGUUUGCCAUUAUACUACAAAGAAGAUUUUCUGUUCGUGGCCACUUCGGCUCCGAAACUGAAAUUACUCAAUGCCACCUCGUUUAUGUGUCGCAAAGUUGUUAUGGCUCAUCCGGAAGAGAUUGAGUAUCACAAGUGA
Echinostoma caproni is the source of this 1101-nucleotide messenger RNA. The record is from the annotation of a GenBank genome assembly. NCBI's taxonomy places the organism in Eukaryota, Metazoa, Platyhelminthes, Trematoda, Plagiorchiida, Echinostomatidae.